Messenger RNA from Humulus lupulus (European hop), 3716 nucleotides. RefSeq names its product BTB/POZ domain-containing protein NPY4-like. Gene Ontology annotation, molecular function: protein binding. The transcript has 5 exons. The record is from RefSeq and is a predicted model, not a curated record. NCBI's taxonomy places the organism in Eukaryota, Viridiplantae, Streptophyta, Magnoliopsida, Rosales, Cannabaceae. Bases 1421 to 3325 code for a protein of 634 amino acids.
GAAGGGGAUGAAUGAGUCGUUAUCUGGUAGAGAGGGUAAGCUGUUUGUUGUAUUCACGCUCUUUCUCUUUCUCUCACUUUCUUUGUUUCUUUCUUUCUUUCUCUAAAAACCAUAACCUUAGAACUCACUCUGUAUUUCUCUAAGGGAGCAGCAAAGUUGGUUUUGUCAGAUUGGCGUGCUUUUACAUUUUAUAAAGAGAGAGAGAGAGUCACGCCUUGGUUCUGAACUGGGUUGCCUUUACUUUCUGCUUAAGAGCUUUUAAGUUUUAACUACCACCAAAUGAGAACCCUUUGUUUGUAAUUAAAAAGAAAAAAAUUUAAGGGACUAAAUUGAGAUUAAAAUUAAUUUAUGGGAUUUGGAUUUUGAGGGAGAUUAUGAGGGUAUAUAGAAAAAGUUGGUAUAGGUGGUGGUGGGGGCAGUGGUGCUGAUUCAAAGGGUAAGGGGGUAGAGAGAGAGAAAGAGAAAGAGAGAGAGUGGGAACAGUCUUAGAGCUUGGCUUUUUGUGUUGAGUUGUAGCUGUGGUGGUGGCUGUCAAAGAUGAGAAACAGCUCAUCUUUUUGAUUGGGGUGUUUUUGUUCUUUUUUUUCAGUCUUGAUUCUGCCCUUGUGGGGUUUCUCUGCGGAUUUAGUGUUCGUGCAGUGAACAUUGUGUUUGUUUGUCGUGCUCCCCAGAUGUUUGAUUCUUGGUACUUGACACAAAUGAUAUUGGAGAAGAACUCUCAUGUCUGAUCACUAUUGCCACCUUCAUUUUUCUUAGGUGUUUUGGCUUGCACUGAGACAGGAUAGCCAGGGAUAAAAGGAGAUUAUAUCAUAAAGGAAUGAGGGGUAUGUGGGUUUUGGGCUGUGAAACUUUGUGAAGGGGAAAAGGUCCUUGUUGGUGUUUGAUUUCGUUGGCAAAACCAAGCAAAAGUAACAGAGAAGCAAAUAUCUACUAUAAACAAAUAGUAAAGGGUCGGUAGUGUCAGUUUUUAGCAAGUGGGGGUGUCUCUGAUUUUGAGUUUUAUAUACAAGUUUUUUGGGUUAGUCUUUUGGCUCUUGGCAGUGUCUCCUAAGCUAGCUGAUCUCCCUUGCCCGGGCUCCUUGGGCUGUGUUACCAGUUGGGGAAGCAUCCUCUUAUUUUGGUCUCUUCUCUUUCAAGUGAAGAUUUCAUUAAAAAAUCCUUAUACCACUUUCUCUCUCUCCUUGGUCUGUGGGAAAGAUUCGGUCAUACUAAGAGAACAAAUACAGAGUUUUAACGAUCCAUUUAUUCUUUCUUAAUCUCCAGAAGUAUUCAGCCGUUCAAUACCUUUGAGAGUCUCCUUGCAUUAUCUGGAUAAUUUUGGUUGGUGCUGUGGUUAAACUUUUUGAGGCUCAUUAGAACUUAGAAGUUGAUAUCCAACCUCUUUAGGAAAGCAGAGAAUCAGAUCUUUUCCUUGCCAAAAAUGAAGUUUAUGAAACUUGGAUCUAAGCCUGAUUCUUUUCAGACUGAUGGAGACAAUAUUAGGUAUGUGGCAACAGAGUUGGCAACUGACAUAGUUGUUAAUGUUGGAAGCGUGAAGUUCUAUCUGCACAAGUUUCCCCUGUUGUCGAAGAGUUCCCGCUUGCAGAAAAUGGUUGCCAAUACAAAUGAAGACAACACUGACGAGAUUAACAUUCAUGAUAUUCCAGGCGGUCCUGCUGCUUUUGAGAUAUGCACAAAGUUCUGCUAUGGUAUGACAGUAACACUGAAUGCGUAUAAUGUGGUUGCAGCUCGAUGUGCAGCAGAGUACCUUGAGAUGUACGAAACUGUUGAGAAAGGAAAUCUUAUAUACAAGAUUGAAGUAUUCCUCAACUCCAGCAUAUUUAGGAGUUGGAAAGACUCAAUCAUUGUUCUUCAGACUACAAAGUCUCUUUUCCCAUGGUCUGAGGAACUUAAAGUUAUCAGCCAUUGUCUUGACUCCGUUGCUUCCAAGGCUUGCAUUGAAACUUCCAGGGUGGAGUGGUCUUAUACCUAUAACAGAAAGAAGCUCCCAUCUGAGAAUGACCCUCUAUGGAAUGGUGCGAGAAAACUACCGACAGUUCCAAGGGACUGGUGGGUAGAAGAUCUUUGCGAGCUUCAACUUGAUCUGUACAAGCGAGUCAUAACAACGAUUAAGGCAAAAGGAAAGAUAUCCAGUGACAUAAUUGGAGAAGCUUUACAUGCUUAUGCUCUCAGAAGACUUCCAGGUUUUAGCAAGGGUGUGAUUCAAGGUGGUGAUGUCUUGAAGUGCCGAUUAGCGGUGGAGACCAUUGUAAGGCUGUUGCCCUCAGAGAAGGGCAGUGUCCCCUGCACUUUUUUGCUCAAGUUACUAAGAGCAACCAUCUCAUUAGAAUGUGGGGAAGUUGAAAGGCAUGAUCUCAUGAGAAGAAUCAGCCAGCAGCUUGAAGAGGCUACAGUGGCAGAUCUUUUAAUUCGAUCCCCCACUGAGGAGACAACCAUUUACGAUGUUGAUAUAGUGCAAAGCCUGGUUGAAGAUUUUUUGACACGUGAUCAGACUGCUUCAAUUGAUCCUCUUAUAGAAAAUGAGUUCCAUGAGAUUAGAAGCCCAAGAUAUAGCUCAGAAGCUUCCAAGGUUUCAGUAGCGAAACUUAUUGAUGGUUAUCUUGCUGAAAUAGCUCGCGACCCUAACUUACCUCUGUCAAAGUUUGUAAGUCUUGCUGAAAUGGUCUCCAGCUUCUCAAGACCAUCUCACGAUGGAAUUUAUCGUGCCAUUGACAUGUUUCUCAAGGAGCAUCCCGGGAUCAGCAAGAGCGAGCGAAAGAGAAUAUGCAAAUUGAUGGACUGCAGGAAGUUAUCAGCAGAGGCCUGCAUGCACGCAGUGCAAAAUGAGCGGCUGCCACUUAGAAGCGUGGUUCAAGUCCUUUUCUUUGAGCAGGUUCGAGCUGCUACAACAGCCGGAAACAGAACGCCAGACUUACCAGGAUCCAUCCGAGCCUUACUCCCUGCUAGUGGAUCCCAUGGAAGCUCCAGGUCAAAUACCACCAAUACAGAAGAGGACUGGGAUGCUGUGCCAACGGCUGAGGAUAUCAAGGCCAUAAAAGGGGAACUUGCUACUCUAAGGCUGGGAACUGGUGAUCAUGGUGGAGUUGGAAGUAACAGGAAUUGUAGUGAUGGGACCAAAAUGAUCGUUGCAGAGAGAACUGCAUCAAAUAAGAAAGGUUUGAUCAUGUCAAAGAAAAUCUUCUCUAAACUCUGGUCGAGCAAAGACCGUAGUGGCUCUGGCGAUAUCAGUAGCUCGGAGACUUCAGAGAGCCCGGGUUCUACAAAUGCAGAGGAGACCAAAUCUAGUACUCCCUCGGCCAGAAGUGGGAGGCAUUCAGUAUCAUAAUAGGUCAUCUUUGGGGCAAGGCAACUUGUGUGUUGGGAAUAUUUGAAGUGUUAACCCUUGACAAAUAGAGGGGUGAGUCUGGAAUUGAAGAAGAAAGAUAAGCUAGUGUAAAAUCAUCUCAUUCAAAUUGACGUUAGGAAUAUGUUAGAUUGUGCUGACAAGUUUAGUUGAUGAAUUUGGGGGAAGAAGGUUAUGUUAUUGUUAGUGAGAAAAAAGUGCCCAAGCAGCAGAAGAAUAUGCUGUAAGGCCUGUAAUUGGGCUUCUGCAUUAUAUCGUCGCCCCCAAAAAAAAAAUUUGUCUUUUCAGUUUUAGAAUGGGUUUAUGAUAAUGACCCAGUUUUGCUGUAUCAUAAUCAAAAAGGGAAUGCCAGUUUUCUUUUUGUGGUUACCAA